Molecule: messenger RNA, 17156 nt
Organism: Mirounga angustirostris (Northern elephant seal)
Lineage: Eukaryota; Metazoa; Chordata; Mammalia; Carnivora; Phocidae
Gene: MXD3
Product: MAX dimerization protein 3
Exons: 6
Coding region: 15411-16409 (332 amino acids)
Biological process (GO): regulation of transcription by RNA polymerase II
Molecular function (GO): protein dimerization activity; RNA polymerase II cis-regulatory region sequence-specific DNA binding; DNA-binding transcription factor activity, RNA polymerase II-specific
Source: RefSeq, a predicted model, not a curated record
CUGUGUCUCUGUCUGUCAAAUAAAUAAAAUCUUUAAAAAAAAAAAUUUUUUUUUUAAAGUUUUACUUAUUUAAAUAAUCUCCAGGGGUGCCUGGGUGGCUCAGUCAGUUAAGCAUCUGCCUUCAGCUCAGGUCAUUACCCCAGGGUCCUGGGAUCGAGCACCGCAUCGAGCACCGCAUCGAGCACCGCAUCGGGCUCCUUGCUCUGCAGGGAGCCUGCUUUUCCCUCUCCCUCUGCCUGCCUGCCUGCCUCUCCCCCUGCUUGUGCUCUCUCUCUCACUCUCUCUCUCUCUGUGUCAAAUAAAUAAAUUAAAAAAGUCUUUAAAUAAUCUCCAAACAACAUGGGGCUCAAACUCACAACCCCGAGAUCAAGAGUCACAUGCUCCCCCGACUGAGCCAGCCAGGUGCCAGGUGUGCUCUAAUUCUUAACGCCAUGACAUGAAUUGCUUCAGUUUCUAUUCAUCCCUGCACAUCAUUUGAGAACAAAUUUAAUAUCGCCCAAAAUACGCUCGGCAAUGCAAGUUCCCUUAAAUAAGCCAGCUCAUGAUUUAAGUGAGAGGGUAUCAUCCCCCCACAGACAUGAGAGAAUCAUGCCCUGGGAAUGUUCAUGACUCUGAAGAAGGAUGAGACUCUUUCAAAGUAGAAACUUAAUUAUGAACUUAGCUUUUCACCAAGGAAAGAAAAGGCCUUGCUAAAAACAAAUAAUUGUGUGGGUUCGUCGAAAUAAUUUAUAGGUAGUAUCCGUUCUGUUGUUUUUUUUUUUUUAAUGCAGCAGACAUUGUAUGUCGUAAUUUAAAAAUCAUAUACCAAAGGCUCAUAGCAACAAUAAAAAUGACCACUCUUUUGUGAUUUGGGAGCAGUGAUUUUCAGCUCUGUCAGCUCUUACUCCUAGCAGUUAUUUUGUAUUUCUAAAUUAUAUGGUUUUAUCUUGAUUUGUAAGUUUUUAGCAUUAUGUAUGUAUUUCUUUGUAUGACACUUGAGAUUUAGCUCUUUUACAUCCCACCUUCUCUGCAGCCUCGGAAUAGGAUUGGGUCCCUCUUUUUAGCUAAGUAAAUGAUCAUUAUUAUGCAAAUGUAUUGCACUGUCAGCCCAGGUAGAGCGCCCCAAUUACAGCACCCCAGUCGGCAGCUUUGAACUUUUUCUUAAGUUGACACUUGCCUCAUUUUUUUUUUACGCCAUCUCUACACCCAACAUGGGGCUCAACCUCACGGGGUCUAGAGUCUCUUGCUCCGUCAGCUGGGCAGGUGCCACAGACACUUGCCUCUCGUUUCCCUUGGAUUUUUCCCCCGUAUACAAUCCUCACUUCUUUCUAAAGCCCUAUCUCAUUGUCUUUGCCUCCUUUUCUGGACGUCUGCUCCCCCCACCCCCCAACCCCGCAGACCCCAGUGGCCACACACCCUGCUUGGGUCUUCCAUUCUUUGUCCUUCGGAUUUGGAGCAAUUCUUCCGGGGCUGACCUCUCUUUCCAGGCACAGCUGCCUUGUUUUGCUAGAAUCUAAACUCUGAACACUGGUGUGGCCUCAGCUCCUCUUCCUCCCAGCUCUAAAAUAACUACGGUAAGAACUUUAACCAUUGGGAUGCCUGGGUGGCUCAGUCGUUAAACGUCUGCCUUCGGCUCAGGUCAUGAUCCCAGGGUCCUGGGAUCGAGUCCCACAUCGGGCUCCCUGCUCAGUGGGGAGUCUGCUUCUCCAUCUCCCUCUGCUGCUCCCCCUGCUUGUGCUCACUCGCUCUCUCUCUGACAAAUAAAUAAAAAUCUUAAAAAAAAAAAAAAAGAACUUUAACCAUCUGCCUCAACCUGUCCCACUCACCCAAACACCCCCACACCGCUCCUUCACGAGCACACCGUCAAGAAAAAAACCUACAUAAUACUGAAUGUCAGUUAUAGCGCUAUAAAACUGGGAGGGGGUGGUUAUGAGGAAUUUUAGAUAAAUUGGUAUUAGUGACAGUGCUGUGGCUUGUCAGCUGUGCUUGCAUCCUUCAUCUCUUUGUAGAUGUUAGGAAAAGGGUAAAUUCAGUUCCUUCUGUGUCUCAGUGUCCUCUUAAAUUGGGGAUCAUGUUAAUGUCUGUCUCAAAACUGCUGAGAGUCACAUGCCUACAUGAACCCAUUAAACAGAGUGUAAUUUCUUUUUUUUUUUUAGAGAGAGUGGGGGGCAAGGAGGUGGCAUGGGGAGGGACAGAGGGAGAGGGAGAGAGAAAAUCUUAAGCAGGCUCAGCGCGAAGCCCAAAUGGGGCUCGAUCUCACGACUCUGAGAUCAGGACCUGAUCAAGAGUCGAACGCUUAACCGACUGAGCCACCCAGGCGCCCCCAGAGUGUAAUUUGUGCCAUACACGGAGCACUCAGUAAGUUUUAGCUGUUACCAUGAUUACAGAUUAUUCUCAUGUUAAUUCUUUUCAUUCAGUAUUAUAAACUAUCCACAUAGGGGCACCUGGGUGGCUCAGUCGUUAAGCGUCUGCCUUCGGCUUGGGUCAUGAUCCCGGGGCCCUGGGAUCGAGCCCCGCAUCGGGCUCCCCGCUCUGCAGGAAGCCUGCUUCUCCCUCUCCCACUCUCCCUGCUUGUGUUCCCUCUCACGCUGUCUCUCUCUCUGUCAAAUAAAAAAAUAAAAAUCUUAAAAAAAAAAAAAAACCUGUCCACAUAUACAAAUUAUUUUUGCAUCACAAUAAAUUUGUAGUUUUCUAUCUAAAGAUUUCUGAGUACUUUUCAUGACUUGUAUUCCAAUUAUUUGGUUGCAUUUUUAACCAAAUCUAGUUUACUUAUUAAAUCUUGUUAUAUUUUCUGAUCCCUCUUAAAAAAAAGGAAAAUUUUAUUUUGAAUUAGUUGGAAUCCAACAGCUUCCUUUGUAAUCAGAUCAAAUAUAUGAGCAAUUGUAUCUUUAAGAUUUUAAAAAAUUGUAUGUCACCUCCAAACAAAAGAUUUUCUAUCUAAAAAAAAAAGUAGCCACAGAUUCAUAUGUUCUCAAUUGGGACUGCUGCUUGUCUCCCCAAUAUUUAAUAUUUAAUACCUACCUUUUCCUCCUGUUAAAACCCAGAUUUAAUUUGGGGUGGCCUUCUCCAGCUCUCUUGCUAAUGGUGGUUAGGAGAAGUUAAUAGGAGUCAUCAGGUGGCACUUCUAGAAAGUUCUUUGAAAGGGCUGGCUCAGCCUGAAGCACACUCUUCUGUCCUAGCUGUCCUCAUUCCAGGAGUGUCCAGCUAAUGUUUGGACAGACAUCUCACGCUAAGGAUGGGCAAGCAGAAGGUAGAAGUCGUUGCUGGCCAGCAGUCGUCCUGCCAGCCCCAUGCUCCUGGUGCUGAACACUUCAUUAACGGGAGAGAAAAACAAAUCUUUGCUUGGUGAAUACAUGGGCUGGCCUCUUACCCACACCUAGCUCAGUUUCUGACUGAUGCAUGAGAGACUUCAAUUAUUUAAUGAAAAUACCACUUUCCUUAGAAAUUGAUUUUUUUUUUUUUAAACCUAGUUAACUAUAGAGUAAUUUACAUUACCCACUGGGACCUAAUUCUUCACUCAGAAAAGUUCAAGCCCUAUUUGAAAGGAGAAAAAGCAUAGCCGAGCUUUCAGAGUACUACAGUCCUGCUAUUAGCUCUAGGGCCCCAUUGCAUUUUGCAGCCUGGGGAGACCGUUCGCUUCUUGCAGCUGCCUGGUUCUCCUGUGAGCCCUCCUAGGUGUGCAAGGGCAGGAGCCCUGCCUGCGUUUCUGCUUCUGCUUUUGUUCCCAUUUCUGACCACUGAUGCUCCAUCCCAUUUCAUCUCCAUCAACAGAGCUACCAUCCUCAGGUCUAGUUGGAAUUCUCCCAGAAUUUUCCAGUGCCAUGUCCUCUACUCUCCUGGAAUGUUUAAGACUUGACUUCCUCUGAUCUGCCCCAGGAUCAGCUCACCCACCAUCUCUAGGGGAACUUACAUGCUCACAUCCCCAGACCACAGAGAUGAAAAACUGUCUUAUUUUAGUUCUUAUUUCCUUGAGUGCUGUCUAGUGGAGUCACUUCCUGUGUAUCCUCCCAGGCAUUGUGCUUAAUCUCCAAACAGUUUCAUCCUGUAGAUGUGGGUGUUCUGGGUUUUUUGUUGUUGUUGUUGUUUUUGGUGGUUUUGUUUUGUUUUCUGCUUAAGCUUUUCUGUCAAUAUGUACCUGACUUCUAGAAAUUUCUCUCAAAAUUGUGGGGUCUGAACAUAUCAUUUGUGUGUUCUUUUUUAAUGAGUUUAAUAGGUUUUUUGAAGAGAGACAUAAGUGCUCGUGCCUUUCAUUGAAGUCUGGCCUAUAUUCUGGCAAUCAGUUGAGCUUUUCUUUGUAGUGUGAAAUGUAGUUGAUUUCUGUAGGUAGGCUUGUGCAUUGAAAUUGUGUAAUUAGUUUUCAGAGGUAGAACUUGAUGUGUCUAUAUUAGAUCAGCCUUAUUCUGUUGUCCAGGGACUUCAUACUCCCUUUUUGUGGUUUGUGAUUGAUAAAAACCAAUUGAGGUUAUUUGUUUUUGAGUACUGUUGUUAUUCUGAAUAACUUUAUGCAUAACAUACAUAGCUGGUAUUUUUCAUUUUCAUUUUUUUAAAAAAUAUUUUUAUUUAUUUGAGAGAGAGCAUGUGCAUGCAUGCACAAGCACAGAGGGAGAGGGAGAAGCAGGAGAGCCCAACACAGGGCUUGAUCCCAGGACCCUGAGGUCAUGACCUGAGCUGAAGGCAGACACUUAACCAACUGAGCCACCCAGCCGUCCCAUAUAACGUAUUUUUUAAUGUUUUUUUUCUGAGAGGCACACGAGAAAGUGCUUUCUUGAUUCAUCUCUAAUCUUUAGUUUACCAGGUUAUACAUGUACAAAAUGGAAUGAAGCACUUUUCUUUUUUGUUUGUUUGGUCUUUUUAAGAUUUUAUUUAUUUAUUUGAAAGAGAGAGAGAGUGUGAGUAUGUGCAUAAGCAGGGGGAGUGGCAGGCAGAAGGAGAGGGAGAAGCAGGCUCCCCGUUGAGCAGAGAGCCCAAUGACAUGGGGCUUAAUCCCAGGAUCCUGAGAGAUCAUGACCUGAGCCGAAGGCAGACGCUUAACCGACUGAGCCACCCAGGUGCCCCAAGGAAUGAAGCACUAUUUGAUACCUUGUUCUAGCUGAAUUAAAUCAGUCAUUAUUAAGGAAAAAUAGACAUUGGGAGAUCAUAUAGAUUAUAGGCUAACAAAUCAUUAGGAGGUCUUACUAAGAUGAUGAUGAUAUUUGAAAAUAUGACAUAUUGACCUGCCUUGUUUAUAAAACUACCCAGAAUAGUGGUUAAAUGUUAAACUGUCUUCACCACGUUACCGUGCUUUAAAUUUUUUUUUACCAAAAAAAUUGUUUUUGUAAAAUAUAAAUUGUAUGCAUAUUGUAUGCAAAAUUGACCAUUUUGACCAUUUUUAAGUGUAAGCUCGGUGACAUUAAAUAUAUUCACAGUGUUAUGCAGCCAUCACCACCAUCCGUGUCCAGGACUUUUUCAUCUUCCCCAACUGAAACUCUACUCGCUAAACACUGACUCCCAUUGCUUCCUCCCCAAAGCCCCUGGUCACCCCUAUUCCACUCUUGUCUCUGAAUUUGCCUAUUCUAGAUACCUCAAAUAUUAGUGCAAUCAAGUAAUAUUUGUCCUUUUGUGUCUGGCUUAUUUCACUGAAUGUAAUGUUUUCAAGGUUAGGGUUAGGGUUUCAGUGUCAUCAAGGUUAUCAUGUAUCAGUGUAGUAUGGCCAAACAAUAUUUCAUCAUAUGGAUAUACCGCAGCUUAUUCAUCUGCUGAUGGACACUUGGGUUCCUUGUACCUUUGGCUAGUGUGAAUAAUGCUGCUAUGAACACGGGGACAAGUGCCUUCAGUUCUUUUGGAUAUACCCUGGAGUAGAACUGCUGAGUCACACGGUAAUUCUAUGUUGAACUGUUUGAGGAACUGCCAAACAAGUGGCUUUACUUCCCAUGGCGCUGUCACUCUUUGCAUUGGCUCAGAGUCCACCCUCCUUGCUACCAGGGUGUUGCUAGAUAAGCUGACCUGUGACCCUGCCUGUGCCCAGCUGUGUGUCCCUCACUUAGGGCCAUUCACUGCUCUCUGAACACCUGUGGAAAAGGUGCUGCAGAGUGCUCAAGGGAGCCUGCCUAUUGCUCGUUUGAUGGCCCGUGAAGUCCAAGCCUACGGGCUGUAAAGCGAUUGCUUCCUGGCAAGUCAUACACAUUGGCAAACUUGGGGAUCUCAAGGAAGAUGAUGCCCAUCUAGUUAAAGGUUCCGUCUAUGAAACCUGGUAGCAGCCAGCAUGAUAGCGCUUAGGUCCUGAAUGCAAAAUGGAGACCUUGAAUGCAAACCGAAGACCUUAAACAUACUUCUGGCAGGAUAGAAGUUGUAAAAACUGUGACCCCUGAGGCUUUACCAAGCCCUAGCCUCAGUGCCAAGGUCAAAUUUGUGAACUGUCCAGGGAAGUCUCUCCGUUUUGUUAAAGAACAAGUCUUGUUUCACCUCUGUAGAGAAAGCAUGCCGAAUAGCACUGCAUAUCAGAAUAAUUUUACAAAUUCAAAAACACAGUGAAGCUUUUCACGUCACUGGUGGAAUCCUUGGUUCCCUGACGUUUUCUCGGGAUGAGCAGGUAGGCUUCUCCAAGGAAUAGUGUUGUUGGUGGUUGAGUUUGUAUAGGCAUACCUCAUUUUACUGUGCUUCACUUUAUUGUGCUUUGCAGAUACUGUAUUUUUUAGAAAUUGAAGGUGUGUGGCAACCCUGUGUUGAGCAGGUCUGUUGGGGCGAUUUUUCCAGCAGUGUUUGCUCACUUUCUGUCUCUGCGUCACAUUUUGGUAAUUCUCGCAAUAUUUCUAGUUUUUUUCAUUAUCAACGUAUUUGUUACAGUGAUUUGUACUCAGAGAUCUCUGAUGUCACUAUUGUAAUUGUUUUGGGGGCACCGAGAACUAUGCCAAUAUAAGACGGUGAACUUCAUUGGUAUAUAUGUGUGUUCUGACUGCUCAACCGACUGCCUGUCUCUCCCCCUCUCCUUGGGCCUCCCUAUUCCCACGGACACGACAGUAUUGAGAUUAGGCCAAUUAAUUCUGCAGUGGCCUCUGAGUGUUUAAGUGAAAGGAAGAGUCUCACAUUUCUCACUUUAAAUCAAAAGCUAGAAAUGAUUAAACUGAGUGCAGAAGAUGUGCUGAAAGCUAGGCCUUGUGUGCUGAGCAGUCAGCCAAGUUGUAAAUGCAAAGGAAAGUUCUUGAAGGAAAUUGAAAGUGCUACUCCAGUGAAUACACACAUGAUAAGAAAGUGAAACAGCCUUAUUACUGAUAUGAAGAAAGUUUGAGUGGUCUGCAUAGAAGAUCAAACCAGCCAUCACAUACCCUUAAGCCAAAGCCUAAAUGAGAGGUAGGCCCUCACUCUCUUCAACUCUUUGCAGGCGGAAAGGGGUGAGGGAACUGCAGAAGAAAAGUUCGAAGCUGGCGAAGGUGGUUCUUGAGGUUUAAGAAAGGAAACCGUCUCCAGAACCUAAAAAUACCAGGUGAAGCAGCAAGUGCUGAUGUAGAAGCUGCUAGUUAUGCAGAAGGUGUAGCUAAGAUAAUUCCUGAGGGUGGCGACACUAAACAACAGACUUUGAGUGUGGACCAAACAGCCCAGAAAUCCUGAGGGCCUUUAAAAGAAGUAUGCUAGAUCUGCUCUGCCUGUGCUCUAGAACAGAAGGCAUGGUGAUCUGCCCUUCCACCAGUAUUGAUUGGACAUGCUAGAUGGGAAUGGGUGAGAUUGCAGGAGCUCAUUCAGGUUGUUAGUUUGCUACACCACAGCCCCUGGAAUAUGCAGCCUCCUGGAAUUUAUGGUGAAAGCCUGUGAGUGCCACCUAGUGGCAAUUGAUGGGAUUUGCGACCAGAAAAUUCCCAUUUGAGAAAUAGGACUUUGAGAUUUUCCCUGUGAUUGAAGGACAUAAAAUAACGUUGAGACCUGAACUACCCACAAUACCUUGGGUGACGUUGGGGAAAUGCUUUAACGGGGAGGGUAAUGCCCAGAAGUAUUCCAUCAUAAAAUGGAAAUGGUUUAUACAGGAACAGACCACCAGGAGAGUGAGAGAAAGUACUCAUGAGUAGGAGCCUCUUUUCCCCAAAGUCUGGCUCUGGAACCACCUGAGUAGCUGUUGGGUCCUAUGGCUACUGAGUCACUCGGCAGUGUCCCAUGAAAAGCUUUCCAUUGACCAACAAAAUAGUUGGUUUCUGGAGGGCAGUUCCACAGUAAAUGGACAGUUUCCUCUUUAGAAGUCCACUACUCUGAUGAGGAAGGUCAAAACAAAUCAGUUCAGUGGGCUGAAUUGUAUGCUGUUUUUCUAGCAAUGAUGGAAGAACUGAACAAUCAUAAAAGCCCCUGUGUUUGGGUUUUUACUGACUUACAGACAGCGGCCACAUGUAUCUGGCCAAUCAGAUUGGUGCUGGUAAACCUGACGGGAAGGGGGGGUUGUGGUACAAAUGGAUCCUGACAGGAACAUACAGUUACUCCGGACUGGGCAUAGCCUAUUCCGUGGUAGAUAUAAAUGUUGAGGGUACAAUAAAAGGACUGGAACAGAAGAUACUAGAAAUAUAUUGUCAGGUCACAUAUCUUCAGACCAAGGAACACACUUUAUAGCCCAUAAUGUUCAACAGUGGACAGAGGGAUAUAAUUUUCAGAGGAAUGGUUUGAUGGAGAAUUGGAACAGGCAGUUGAAAUAUAUAUAUAUAUUUUUAAACAGGGAAAUAAAGGCAUGAAGGGCUGGCUUACACACGUCCGUGAGUGUGUGCUCACACUCAACAUGAGGCCAAGAGAAGGUCCCCACAGACAGAUCCCUCUGCUUUUUCGGGGGUGGGGGCGGGUGGGUUUGGAGAAGAAGCGAUGGGAGGGAUGCUGGUUGGUAUCACUAUACUUUUCUCUUUUUUCCCCACAUCACCUCAACUUCCUUUGUCCUACCUGAGGCAGUGGUCCCAGGACCAGGGCUGCAACUACAGGUGCCAGAAGCUUCUAAGUAAGAAACUAUACCUUUAAACCUUUAUGUCAGAAUUCCUAAGGAUCUGCUGGGGUAGGUUGUGCCUUCACCCCAUCUGGCAGAAUUGGGGCUGCCACUGAAUGCAGCUAUAUCGCAGAAUGGUCUGGACAGCUCACCUUAGUUCUGCACCCAGUAAUCCUCCUGCCGUCCCCGCCCCAUCCCAGUGGAAGAGGCCUGAGUGGGGCAUAUGCUAGACCAGUAUUUCUGUUGGCAACCUGGACCAACACAGUGGCCAAACCUAACACCCCUUCCAAAAGUAGAAAAGUUAGGGUCUAGAUGGAGAAGAGGAGGAAUGGUAGCUGAGGGUUGAGGAAUGAGUGAGUGGCGUAUGCGGUGAGAGCAUGGCAGUGUGGCUGGCACUGGGGCCUGGAGAGGGACUCCAAGCCAGAUGUUGUCUCCUCUCGUUCAGUGACACCAGGUGCCUGAAAGGGCAGAGAUUCCUGUUGCUGUGAGACCACUCUUGCUUUUGGAACCUAAAAAAAACUGGGAGUCUGCAAACCUGAAUGGCAUCACUCUGGGGGACGUUUAAGUCACACAGUGUGAUGAUGGCCUGGACAGUUGUUAAUGACCGAGUGGGACUCUAGUAAUGUGCCAGAGCUUUGCAGAACACAUCUCCUGGCACACUGCGGUACGGUGUAAUACCGGCCUUGCUACAGUGCUGGUGUUCACAGUCAGAUGGACUGGGAAGUGGGGUCCAAGCCCCCUCAGGGAGCACCUGGGUGGCUCAGUUGGUUAAGCACUGGACUCUUGGUUUCGGCUCAGGUCAUGACCUCGGGGUCCUGAGAUCAAGCCCUGAGUCAGGCUCCACGCUAGGUGGGGAGUCUGCUUGUCCCUCUCCCUCUGCUCCUUCCCCGGCUUGCUCUGUUUCUCUCUCUCCCAUAAAUAAAUAAAAUCUUUUUUUUUUUUUUUUAAGCCUCCUUGGGAAGUAACACAGAUGGAAAAUGACUAUCCUGAGAAAGCACUGGAUUUACCUCACCUCACCAUCAGCUAAUUUCUUUUUAAAAUUAACUAAUUAAUUUAAGAUAGAGUGUGUGAGGAGGGACGGGGAGCCAGGCAGAGGGACAGGGAGAGAGACAAUCUCUAGCAGACUCCCCGCUGAACAAGGAGUCUGACAUGGGGCUUGAUCCCAUGACCCUGAGAUUAUGAUCUGAGCUGAAAUCAAGAGUCGGAUGCUUAACCAACUGAACCACCCAGGUGCCCCAGUGUCAGCUAAUUUCUAAGCUGAAUACCUCUGCACCAGCUUAUCAUAAGGUACAAAGGGGGAAAUAAAUAAUUAGGACAAAAAUAAGAAAAUGUAUGUACUUGCUUUAUAGGCUUUACAUUAGUUGUUUCUUUAAAUCUAUCCCUACUUCCACACUAGCCCCUCCAAAUAUUAGGGAAUAUGAUUAUUUUGUGGUAAGAGUCUUGACCAAAGGCAGUGGUGGCAUUUAACUUCACAAAAGAGGCCUCUGUCUUCUGCCCUCAGCUCUUGGAAGAUGAUCUUUGUUUGCCCAGAGGCCUUGGGUUAGCCAGUGAAUGACUGUGUGAUUUAAGGUGGGCUUUAGGUCACAUGACAUCAGUCCAGUGGAGACUUAAGAUCAACCACAUCGGCACUCAAUUAAUCAUGCCCAUGUAAUAGAGCUCUGAAAACUGAGUACUGAGUCUUGGAAUAGCUUCCCUAGUACUUGGUACUCUGUAUAAUUGUCACACAUCGAUACCGGGAAAGUAACAUGUCCUAAAUGCACGGGGAGAGAGAAUAGUGGCAGUCCUGCAUCUCCUAGUUCCCCAGACUCAUGAGCUUCUUUCCUUGGCCAGUCUUAAUCUGUAUCCCUUCCCUGUAAGAAGUUGUAUAAUACAGUGUAUGCAGUAUAUAUUUUAGCUUUGAGUGGGUUCUCUGAGUCCUAGCAAAUCAUCCCCAGCCAUUGUUUUAGGAAUCCCCUGAACUUGCAGUUGGUUUAAGAAGUGACUGUGUUCACUCUUAAUGUACAUUUGGCUGAAUUCCUCACGAAUCUCUACUCAAGAGGAAUCCAAAUCAUAAGCCCUUUGUUCUAACUGCCAGAUAGGUAAGGACUUGCUUGGUCUCUCAGGAAAAUAAAUGAAACAAAUACACACACGCACACACACACUUUGACAUAGUUAUAUUCUCUUUUUACUCCCUUUUAUGUUCUAGAAUAAAAAAUUAUAAAGCACGUUUUCUUUCUUUCAUGUCUUACAGUCAAGAGAAAACACAGUAGAAGUCCCAAGGGCGCCCGGGGGGCUCACUUAAGCAUCCAGCUCUUGGUUUCAGCUCAGGUCAUGAUCUCAUGGGUUGUAGAAUGGAGCCCCACGCCAGGCUCCACACUCAGCAGGGAGUCUGCUUGAGAUUCUCUCCCUUUGCCCUUCCCCCUGCUCGCAUGCACGUGCUCUCUCUCUCAAAUCUUUUUUUUUUUUUUAAGAUUUUAUUUAUUUUUUAGAGAGCAAGCGAGAGAGAAACAGCAUGAGAGGGGAGAGGGUCAGAGGGAGAAGCAGGCUCCCCGCUGAGCCAGGAGCCCGAUGUGGGACUCAAUCCCAGGACCCUGGGAUCAUGACCUGAGCCGAAGGCAGAUGCUUAACCAUCUGAGCCACCCAGGCGCCCUCUCUCAAAUCUUUUUAAAGAUUUUUAUUUAUUUAUUUGACAGAGAGUGAGACAGCAAGAGAGGGAACACAAGCAGGGGGUAGUGGGAGAGGGAGAAGCAAGCUUCCUGCCAAGCAGGGAGCCCAAUGCAGGGCUUAAUCCCAGGACCCUGGGAUCAUGACCUGAGAAAAGGCAGUUGCUUAAAACGACUGAGCCACCCAGGCGCCCCAAUAAAUAAAUAUUUUUAAAACAAUAGACGUUCCACCAAAAAAAAAAAAAAAAAAAAACACCCCAAGUUACUGGAAUUAGCAGAUAAGGACAUAAACUAUUAUAAAUAUAUAAAAUAAUUAAUGGGAAAAGAAUAAUAACUGGGAGAGAGAAGGGUAUAAUGAGUUGAAGAGUAUUUAUCCAGAACUUCUAAAUGUGACCUAAUUUGGAAAUAGUCUUUCACGGAUGUAAUUAGGUAAGUUAACAUGAGGUCCUAAUAUUGGGCCCUAAUCCAGUGACUGGUAUCCUUACAAGAAAGGGAAAUUUGGACCCAGAGAGACACAGGGGAGAACGCCUUGUGAAGCUAGAGGCAGAGAUUGAAGUGAUACAUGUACAAGCUGAGGACUGGCAAGGGUUACUGGCAGCCACCAGCAAUGAGGAGAGAGGCCUGGAACAGACUGUCUCGCAGAACCGCCAGAUGGACUAAUCUUGCUCAGCCCCGAGUUUGGACUUCUGGCCUCCAGCACUGUUGUAGACUACAUUUGUUUUUUUAAGCCAUUCAUUUUAUAGUACUUUGUUAUGAGCCUAGGAAAUUAAUACAUGAGGCCAUGAGAUAGUCUGGGAUAUGGAUGGAAAACUUUUUUAAGAAGACCAAAUGGAAAUUCUAGAUCUGAAAAACACAGUGGUUAAAAUAAAAACCACAGUGGAUGGGCUAAACACCAAGUUGGACUUCACAGAAGAAAGAAUAAGCGAACUUGAAGACAAGUAAAUAGAACUUAUCCACACUGAAGCAGAGAGAUUAAAAAACCACCACCUGAAAACAUGAACAACAUCGCUUAGCAUUGAUGUAUUCUCAGACUGGGAAGGGUACCUGAAAUUGGGAUCAGAGUAAGAAGAGGAAGAAAAUAGGGCGCCUGGGUGGCUCAGUUGGUUAAGCGACUGCCUUCGGCUCAGGUCAUGAUCCUGGAGUCCCUGGAUCGAGUCCCGCAUCGGGCUCCCCGCUCGGCAGGGAGUCUGCUUCUCCCUCUGACCCUCCCACCUCUCAUGUGCUCUCUCUCUCAUUCUCUCUGUCUCAAAUAAAUAAAUAAAAUCUUAAAAAAAAAAAAAAAGAGGAAGAAAAUAGGGCAGGAAGAAAUAUUUGAAGAAAUAAAGACUGAAAAACUUUACAGAAACUCACAACAUUCUAAACAAGACAAACACAAAGCAAGGCAACAGCUGAAAACCAAAGAUAAAAACUUACAAGUAGAUAGAGGAAAAAGACACAUCUUCGUCCAUCCUCCCCACCUGCCCUGCUUCCUGGGAGGUGGUGCUUCCUGUCCCCCUGGCUGGUAGCCCUGACCAUAUCCACAGGAGACCUUGAGGCCCAGGUGACCCUUCUCCAUGCUGGUCCCAGCCCCAGGCCUGCCUGCGGCAGCUCCCACAAUGAAGUCCACUUCUCGGUGUGGCCGCUCUGGUGCUCUUGCAGCCGCCCUCUCACUUCCACAACUUCCAGUCGGAGCGUCUCUAGCUCUUCAAGUGUGCCUUGCUCCCUUCUGCUGCUGGGAGCUCGCCUCCUUCAGAAUCCCUCUUGGCCGGGCCCCCUGGGUCGCAGAUGUCUGAAGAGUAGGUUUGCGCCUGCACGGUGUGGGUGCUGACUUCAGUGAAAUACACUUGGGAAUUCAUUCACAAGCCUUGCGCCGUCCUUUCUUCAAACGUAACUGAUUGUGGGUGGAGGUGUGGAGGACCAAUCAGCCUGUUGUGGGCCUCGUCCGCCUCUCCAGCAUCAGCCUGCACUGUGUUCUUUGCUCUCUGUGUUGCCAGCCACGUCCACCUUCUUUUGGUCCGCCUCCGUUCUUUUCAGCCUCAGGCCUUGGCGCCUGUUAAGUCUGCAGUUCUCCUACAGACCUCCUAUACAGAGAUACCUGUUCAUCCACUUCCCCAGCAAAACCUUCCCACACUUCCCUGAUUUGGACAGAUGCUCCUUAGGGCUUGCCUUCAUGUUGUGUCUUUUCCUAUGAGGACCUGGCAAAACUGUGACUGUUGUGCGAUUAUUGUGUCACUCCCCCCCCGCCCCGUGAGCUCUGCGAAGGCAGGAACCCUAUCUGGUUGUUCCCAUUUUGUAUUCUCCAGUCCUAGGCACAGAGCCUGCCGUCCAGGACCUACUCUGCUAAUACCUUGUGAGCGAAUCGAUGGGUGAAUGGGUGGACAGUUCCAGGCAGCAGUUGGUGGAGCAUAUCAGUGGUUCCUCUGGGAGUGACUUUUAGUCCUCAGGGGAAAAAGACCUUUGGUUUCUCUGACUGCCGUAUAUCAUGUGUUUCCCAGGACUGUCUCUUCAUACAGAAUCUAGGCCCUCUUAGCCAUUUCACACUCAGCCCCAGCCUGGCUGUAAUGCUCCACCCUGUAACAGCUGCUUUCAUCUUCCUGUCUCCACCCUUAGACUCACUGUUCCCGCAGGUGUAGCUACACCUACUGGUGCUGCCCUUAGAAGGCACUGCAUAUACUCCUUUGGGAGGCUAAAAAGUCAUGUUAAAGAAGUGCUCCUGGACUCAGGCAGCCAGGGGUUCUGUGGGAGGAAGAAACCUGCGUCUGGUUGCACUGGCCUCAGAAGUCAGGAGCUGCAACGUACUGGGCACAGAUGGGCAAGGGCUCUGGUCCUGCGACACUGCUGUCCUCACAGGGCUUCCUGAACAUAGAGGAGGGAGGUCACUUCCCGAGCCACACAGUUGAGAAGAAGCGGGCACAGGAGAGGAACCCAGCUCCGUGGGCUCCAGAACCCAGGGCUCCCUAGCAAGCUAGUUCGCCUGCUUCCAGAGUAUGGCUUGGCUUGGGAAAUCGGUACCCUACUGACAGUUUCGUAGCAACAGUAGCUUCCCUGCAGACGAGGAGGAGCCAGGAGACUAUUCCCCUUCGCCACAACAGGAAGCUGCGGCCCAGCGGGGGCGUAGGGGUGCAGAUGGCAGGCCAGCGAGGGCACGGACCCUUAAGCAUAGGAGCUGGAUCUGUGCCCCCCUCCCCCUGGCGCCUGCGCACUGCAGCUCCGUUCCCCGCCCAACGUCGCCCAACCCCGCCCCGAUUGCCCGGGUUUUCAAAUUUGAAACCUGCUCCUUUUCCCGCCUGAACAUGUUGACCAGCGGAGGGAGAGGGCGGGGCUGCACGCCGCCAAUAGUGCUUCAGAAGCUCGCCGGCCCCGCCCCGAAGGUGACGGCAGCGAGCCGCAGGAGGCAGCGGGCAAAUGGGCGAGAGUGCCCGCCGGCCCCGCCUCUGCGGCGCCCACGUGCAGCGACCGAGCUGGGGCCUCCCGGACACCCAGGGCCCCCAGAGUACCAUUUUAGGUGCAGAGCCUUCGCUAUCAGCUUGGGGCUAGAAACUGGGGCCCUGAUAUACUAAGCAGUCGGUGCGGGGUCGUUGAGCGAAAUGGGCAAGACGUGGCCCCCUUCAGCCCGGGGAUUCACUCAAAGACUGGGCCUGGAAUCGGCGCCCUUAGCAGCCCCGGGAGUGUGAGUGGGGGCGGGCUCGUGGAGGUGGUCUGCUGUUCCCUGGUCCCUUUUCAGGGGGGCGGGGCCAAGGGCUGGGCCGUCCCGGGGGGCGGGGUGUCCCAGGGGCGGGGCCGGGCCCCUGUGUUUGUUGCACCGUGUCAGUUACAUUGUAACAAAAGUGGUGCAGCCGCUCUUCCGGCCAGCACCUUAGGCCCGCCGGCCGCCAGCUGUCGCCGACAUGGAACCCGUGGCCAGCAAUAUCCAGGUCCUGCUGCAGGCGGCCGAGUUCCUAGAGCGCCGUGAGAGAGAAGCUGAGCAUGGCUACGCGUCCCUGUGCCCGCACCGCAAUCCAGGCCCAGUCUACAGGAGGAGGAAGCGAUCCCCCCAAGCUUCUGGCGCGCUGGACAGUGGGCGGUCUGUGCACAACGAGCUGGAGAAACGCAGGAGGGCCCAGCUGAAGCGGUGCCUAGAGCAGCUAAAACAGCAGAUGCCCCUGGGGCCUGACUGUGCCCGCUACACCACAUUGAGCCUUCUGCGCUGGGCCAGGACGCACAUCCAGUGCUGUGCUGAGCCCGGGACCUCGCCCCCUUGGGACCCACAGAAGCUGGAGGCGCAGGAGCAGCGGGCGCGGCGGCUCAAGGAGAAGCUGCGCAGCAAGCGGCAGAGCCUGCGGCGGCAGCUGGAGCGGCUCCGGGGGCCGGCGGGGCCGCGGGCAGACGGCCUGGACUCUUCGGGCCUCUCUUCCGAGCGCUCGGACUCGGACCGAGGUGAGUGCCCCGAAGCCAAGGGGUCGUGUGGGCUGAGCGGGCCGUGGCCCCUAACCGGCGGCCUCCCUGUGCAGAGGAAGCGGACGUGGACGUGGAGAGCCUGGCGUCCGGGGCCGAGGCUGAGCUGCUGCGGGGCUUCGGCGCGGGCCGGGAGCACAGCUACUCCCACGGCGGCAGCAGCUGGCUGUGAGCCCCCGCACGCUGCCCUCCGCUCGAGGCCGGAACCCGCCGCAAGCCUCAGGGGCUGCCUGCGACGGACUGAAAGGACCCUUCCGUGGGAACAGGAAGAGAGCAAGAACAUAAAAAAGGCCAUUCUGCUGUCUCAAACCUCUCCUCUGACCCUUUCAACUAAAAGGCAUAUAGACUCGAGAUCAGUAGAGUGUGUGCCAGCUCUAACCUGGCCCUGGACUUUGUCUGAAGGCUUUCUGUGCAGUGCUUUUAGCCUGCCUUCCACCCACUGCAGGGCCUGAGCUCCCUGGCAGGCGAAAUGAAAAUGGAAACCUGGCAAGCGUCACAGCUCUCAUUAUCUGACGAGUGACCCAGUACUUCCAAGAGCAACACUUAAAAGACAUGUCUCACAGCUGGAUCACUAUCUUCGUAAUUUAUAAAAAUAGAUUACGCCCUCAGGGUAGUCAGCUGUGAAGCCUUCGGAAAACUCUGGGGCAGAACAUCAAGGUGCUCGCUCACUCUGUGACCUUGCAGGGCACUUCCUCUCUCAGAACCUCACUUCCCUCUUUGCACAAUAGAGAGUAAUACCUAGCUCCCAGAGCCACUGUGAAGAAGUUAGCUGAGAAAAAGAAUGAGAGCUCUCUGAAAACUUUUAGAGUAUUCACAUGUGAGAAGAUACUGUAGGAUGUUCCUUUAACCAAGGGUUUUCCAGCUCUCUUAUAGGCAAGAAAUCAAAAGGUAUACGAAUCUCUCCUUCCAAAAUCUUAGGUGAAAACCCAUUAUGUAAGACAGAUAAAGUGGAACUCCUUUAAUCAUCAUGGGGUAAGGGGCCCAGAUCCUCUCCCCUCUGAGGCACAAACAAACAAACUGCUUAUGGCUUGAUAGACUCCGGUUUGAAAAAUCACUGCCUCCUUCCCUCAGCAUCACUUCUGUGGGCGCACACUCUGUGUGUGCCAGGCACAGUGAGGGUGCUCUGUAUUUAGUACUUGGGACAACUCUGUAAAACAAGUACCCCUCCCCCACAGUAUGAAUGAGUUAAAAAACUAACU